AUCUUUUUCUAAAUGUAGACAUCUCAAAUGGUUAGUUUGAAGAGCACUUCUUAAACUUGUACUUAUUGAUAACGUUUGCAACACUGAAAGAUUCUUUCUCGCUUCAGAAGAAUCUUUGAUAAAUGAAGAUAUUCUGGUUUGAUUUGGGAGUUUAAAAGCUAUAACAAAACAAUUCUUAGAAACCGGUCAACACCUCUUUCUUUACUUAAGUAUAUCGUUCCUUUUCGUCAGGCUAUACCCUACUUUCCAUAUUAGGAAAAUUACUUUUCAAAUAAAAAACAUUUAACUGUCUCUAAGUAAUCUAAUUCUGUGAUUUUAAAGAUGCCCGUAGUAGGACUUACCGGACCUAUAUGCAGCGGUAAGGACACUCUGGUGGAGUUUUUGGUUAAAGAACUUGAUUUUAAACCCAUUGAUCGAGUCUAUAAAGCGGACGAAGCAAGCGACGUUGUUUACCAAGUUGACGAUGAGAUACUAGUAGGUGCCAAUGCCUUAAUAGAUUAUGUUACUCAACGCUGGCGUGGUAGAUUCGUUAUUAACGGAAUUCCUUCAACUCAACUUCUUAAUGGAAUUAUAAAACGACCCUUUUUUCUUCUUGUCUAUGUUGAUGCCCCAGUUCUUACCCGCUUUCGCCGGUACACAAGUUAUUUACAUUUAAAAAAUACCACUCUUGAGCAAUUUUGUGCCAUCCAAGAUGAAGCGGCCUUUAAAAGCAAUAAUAGUGUAAAUCGACAUAGAUCCUUGGCUCAGGUUCACAUCAAUAACGAUGCCAUUGAAAAGUCAGUUCUCUGGGAUAAACUAAGAAGUGCGGACCUAAUGAACAAUGAUAGAUUCCGUCCAUCUUGGGAUAGCUACUUCAUGCAAAUGGCUAGUUUAGCCGCGAUGAGAAGCAACUGCAUGAAACGGCGCGUGGGAUGUGUCCUUGUUCGUGAUAAUCGAAUUAUUGCUACAGGAUAUAACGGAACUCCUAGAGGUAUAAAGAAUUGUAAUGAAGGCGGAUGCCCUAGGUGUAACUCUGCUUUGUCCUGUGGUACUGGUUUGCACACCUGCUUGUGUCUUCAUGCAGAGGAAAAUGCCUUAUUGGAAGCUGGAAGAGAACGCGUUGGAUCUAACGGUAUUUUAUACUGUGACACAUGUCCAUGUCUAACCUGCUCUGUGAAAAUUGCUCAAGUUGGCAUCAGUGAGGUUGUUUAUAGCAUGUCUUAUAGUAUGGAUACCCAUAGUGCAUCAAUACUUGAAGAAGGAGGUGUCCGUCUGCGACAGUUUGUACCACCAGAAAACAACGUCUUUUGAUGUUUCCUUUAACAUGUAUAUAUUUAUAUGUGGAAAAGUAGAUACUCUUCUUAUUCUAUUUAAGAAGUCAUUUUCUUGAUUUGUGAAUUGAUCUAUCAAGCUUCAUAAGCUUUUCAUAUAUAUAGUUACCCAAAAUAAAAUAUUCCAUUUUUAUCUAAAUCUGACCAACA
This is a messenger RNA of Schizosaccharomyces octosporus yFS286, 1460 nucleotides long. Its product is annotated as deoxycytidylate deaminase. The record is from RefSeq and is a predicted model, not a curated record. The transcript is spliced from 4 exons. Lineage: Eukaryota; Fungi; Ascomycota; Schizosaccharomycetes; Schizosaccharomycetales; Schizosaccharomycetaceae. Bases 322 to 1290 code for a protein of 322 amino acids. Gene Ontology annotation, molecular function: zinc ion binding; hydrolase activity.